This is a messenger RNA of Perkinsus marinus ATCC 50983, 306 nucleotides long. RefSeq lists its product as hypothetical. NCBI's taxonomy places the organism in Eukaryota, Perkinsozoa, Perkinsida, Perkinsidae. Bases 1 to 306 code for a protein of 101 amino acids. The record is from RefSeq and is a predicted model, not a curated record. The transcript is spliced from 4 exons.
AUGAGAAUUGCCCGUAAGGAUGCGCCCGCGUUUGUUCAUGUGUAUGAUUUUGCUGUAUGUAGUUACUUCCGACAAUCUGUCUUCAACGACACUAAAUGGGGUAACCAACGUUGGCUCGAUUCGAUGUUGUCGAAAGCUGGUUAUGGUGCCACUUUCAGAGUUGUUUGGUGGGAUGACUAUGGAGGAUCGUCGAAGGUCGCCGCUGUGGCUUGUCUGAAUCAUGCAAAUGCGGAGAGAAUGCGGCAACAGAAAAAGUUGGAGUUGCCCGAUGAUUGUCGUCAUAACACUACGAGAUGCAUCCAGUGA